UGGAAAAAUGUCAAAGCAGAAACCACACUGCGGAUGGUUUAGUGGUGUUUAGCAGGUGAACCAGUCAGUCCUUUGAUACAGAGAGAAGAGGGUAAAAUGGUUAUUUUGGGCAGCAGGCACUUUGCUUUGUGUUGCAACCUUCUCUUUUGUUUUCUUGCAGGUUGUGUGUCUGCAGAAACUGUAACAGUCGCAGUGGGAACAGAUGCUACUUUAAAAUGCAGCUAUGAUGCUAAGUACUACGGCAGGCUUUCUGCAUGCUGGGGCCGAGGACCCAUACCCAGCAGUGGCUGUGGAAACGAGGGUGCUCAAGACAGACGGGACGUCAGUGCUAAGCAGAUUGUCAGAACGUUACUUGCUCAUGGGCAGCCUCGGCCAGGGUGAUGUGUCUCUGACCAUCAGGCAUGCUGAGGAGGGUGACUCAGGGGUGUACGGCUGUCGUGUGGAAAUACCAGGCUGGUUCAAUGACCACAAACAACAUGUGACUCUGAGAGUGAAUGCAGUGUCCCCUAAUCCCCUGAGAAUUGAGGCAAGAGAGGUGAAGGAAAGGACCAUCACCAUUCGCUGGACUCUGGUGUUUGACGGUGGCCGUCCCAUUACAGCAUACAGGGUUGAUAUAAAAAACAAACAGACAUCCUGGGAAACUAAAAUAAGCACCGAACUGCACGAGCCUUCACUGACUCAAGUGACUUUGGUGGAUUUGCACCCAGCCAAGACCUACAACCUUCGCAUGUUUGCUGUCAACAGCAUUGGGACGAGUGAGACCAGCAACGUUCUCACUGUCACAACAAAAGAAGCAGCUCCAGAGGGCCCGCCCCUGGAUAUGCAGCUUGCGGCCCUUAAUUCCAGCAGUAUCAAAGUAACCUGGAAGCCUCCGAGGGCUGAGCUAAGAAACGGCAAUCUGCGUGGUUACAACAUUAACUACAGAGAGUACGACGCUGUGGGUAAACAGUUUAAGCGGUGGCAGUAUUUAAGUGUGACGGCCAGACGUGAACAAGAGAGCACCAUUCUCAGCAACCUGAAGCCUUCUACCAUGUACGGUGUACUUAUACAAGCCAAAACAAUCGCUGGAGUAGGACCAUCUUCAAAUGCACCUCUCUGCUCAACUCUGGCUGAGGUUCAUGAAAUGACAACAGAAACUGCUAUGUCUUCUUCCACUCCUGUCACAAUGUGGAUCCAUGACACAAUUUUCUCUUCAGUUUACACAACUUCAACUACUUCAACAACUUUAUCAAAUUCAGCAACUUCAACAACUCCAGCACCCUCAGUAACUUCAACAACUUCAGCAAUUUCCACAGCUUUUUACGCUGCCACAAUCUGGGAACAGAGCACUGCCAGCAGCUCAUCAGUGCCACCGGAUCCCCCGGUGAUCGAGUUAAAGAACGUGGACGGAAAUACAUUUUCCCUGUUUUGGACUACUAGAUCUGAAGGUGACAGCCCCAUCACCGGGUAUAUCCUCGAGUACAAAGCAGCGAAUGCUUCAUGGGAUCACACAAAGACUGUGGACUUUGGACCCCAUGACACAGAGGCCACAAUAAUAGAGAUGAAUCCCUCGACAUACAACAUCCGCAUGUUUGCUAAGAGCAGUCAGGCCACCAGUGCAGCCAGCAAUGUCCUCACUAUCACCACUGGAGAAGCAGGUCAUCAAAAGGACAUUUUCAUUACCACCUCGGCCUCUGUUCAUGAUGUUGUAACUGCUGAGGACAGUCAUGGUCAUCACCUGAUUGGCAUCAUUGUAUCUGUGGGGCUAGUGGUGCUGAUUGGCACCAUAGUACUCACAUGGCAACUUCGCAGAAUAAAACAGAAAAAAGGCACCCUGAACAUUUGGCUGGCCAAUGGAGGCGUACGUUACACUGACUGCGAGUCCCUACAUGAGCUGUAAAACUCAGAGUUAGAGAAAAAAGUACUUUUGAAUUCUACGACAUUUGCAAAAGGAGAUUGUAUUUUUGUCUGUCACCGAGCAAAGACAACUAAUGUGCUAAAACUUGACCUACACAUCAGGCUAAUUGAAACUAACCAAAAGAAAACACAUUAAAUAAGCUUACGAUAAGAGGGAUUUGAGGUUUUAUAGUAGCUUCUGUUUGUUGUAUUUUAACUGUAUGCAUGUGGUUACAUUUCUAUAGUCAUCAUAUUUUUGGUUUAUUUGUUUUUGUUUUAUGCAUAAUGGAAAUGCACAACGGCUUUGCUAUUUUUAUGUUACACUUUUACCUGAACACUUUUACCGUGUUCGUCCAUCUGCAUAUACUUUAUUUUACUGGGUAAACCAGAAUGCGUUUAUUUAACAAUCACAGAAUAAAUUAACACUGCGCAUUCACCCAGCCUCAAGUUGUACUGAAUGCAUUUGUUUAAAGUAUGCUCAAUAAAUCAUCAGUUAAAACCACAAAUGCACACAAUCACGACUUGUUCAUAAAUGAGAUUUCUCUUUUUGAUAAAAAAAAUCCCUGUGGCACCGUUUACUGCAGUAAUAGCUCUGUGACUUAUAAAUGUAUUUAAAUGGCUCCUUCCACUAAAGUUUUUUCAGUGAAAACUUUCUGUCAAAUGAAUGCAAAGCUUACAUUUUACUCAAAUGUCACAUUUAAAACUGAAAAAUGUGAGGUGCCCCUUUGUUAAAAGCACUCAGAACGCAACACCCAUCAACAACCACCAGAGGGCACCAGAGUUUCGCCAGUAACCGCUCUCACGCAGCUCUCACCUCAUCAUCAACCGAGUUGUCCUCAGCGCCUGGCGCUGCAGCCAGCUGGAUUUCCACCCAUCUGUCCUGUAAAUCUCUUAAUGGUCCUAAUUAAGGAGAAGAGGAAGAGGAGGAGAUCUGAUACCUCCGUGGAGCUUUCAGGCAGCUGCCUGAGAGGGAGUCUCAGACUAAUGGGGGCUCACAGGGGGAUACCUAAGCCAUGUGUGUCAGCUGGGACCACAUGGCACAGUAGUGAUCCAUGUUUGUGUGUGCAUGAAUGGAUAUGAAUGAAUGUUAAAAAAAAAGACUUCCACUUCCUUUUUCUGCUUGUUUAUUUCUCCACUGCCCUCCGACUAAACCACUGAUGAAGAAUUGUUGUUUUUGACUUCACAAACUG
Molecule: messenger RNA, 3065 nt
Organism: Archocentrus centrarchus (flier cichlid)
Lineage: Eukaryota; Metazoa; Chordata; Actinopteri; Cichliformes; Cichlidae
Product: Down syndrome cell adhesion molecule homolog
Exons: 14
Coding region: 224-1879 (551 amino acids)
Biological process (GO): axon guidance; cell-cell adhesion; brain development
Cellular component (GO): plasma membrane; axon
Molecular function (GO): cell-cell adhesion mediator activity
Source: RefSeq, a predicted model, not a curated record